GUCAAGGACUGACAGAUGAUGCAUGCAUCCGAAGAAAAAUAAUAUCAACUCGGCGCUUAUGAUUCAGCGUACAGUUAGUUUACUGUGCGUUGUGGGCGGAAAUAGGGAAUAUUCUGGCUUUAAUAAACAGAUCUCUCUCCUGGGAAGAAAAAAAACGCGAUGAAGGGGUGUAAGUGGAUGCGGAUUUUUCUGAGGCUUUCUGCAUGAGCGAUGUAGGUACCAACUUGGUUCAAGCUUGCAUCUGGUCGGCCGUGUCACCCGCUUUUGUUGCAUCACAUCUACCGCUGGUUAAUUUCACGGGACAUUUCCCCAUUCACAAUUUCCCGUCCCCUUCACCUCCUGUACUCAUUUAAUUUCUUCUCUUCUCUUUCCUCUUUUCUUUUUGUUUUGUGUCGGAUUGUUCCUUCUCGCUGUUUAUUGUCUUGUUUCAGUUUUCAUUUUUUUCCCCCUCUCCACCUCCCCCUGCCCGCACAAUGCUGAAUCCUGCAGCCACCUUCGUCUUCCCUUAUUCGUCCCCAUCCAACCUGCCGUUCGCUCGGCGGGCAGUCCCAGCGCAGUCCGGGUGAGAGUGUCAGGAGGUCCCGGAGGCGGAGGGAAGGAGGGAAAGAGGGAGGGAAGGAGGGGAGGAAAGGAGGGAGGAGGGCGAGCCGCGUGUACGCGCUGCGCGCUCCCUCGCACUCCCUACCCCGCCGGGAGCACCAUCCAGCAACAACCCACUAUCCAGGCCAGCAGAGAGUGUGUGUGUGUGUGUGCCUUGCCCCGCUGUCACUGCUUGUCAUGAGCGCCCUCUCCAAUGCGCCUCACUGAAACCGCGCCGAAGACACUACUUCCAAGAAGCAGAGGAGCUGAGAAAGUCUCCAGACGAGACCACCCCGCGGAUACAGGCAAGAAAGCUGCUGACAAACCCGGGUCCACAAAUGUCGCCGUGAAAAUGCACCGGGUAGAUUUCACCUGUGCUUAGGAUCUAAUUUUAAUUUCCAAAAAAAAGAGAAUAAAGGAAGGCGGGGGAGAGGGAGAACCUGGAAUUGGCUUUGGCGUGGACCACAGUAGCAGGUCUGUUUCCUUGUAUGAUGUGCAACAAUUCACACUACAGUCAAGACGACCAGAGACAAUGUAAAUUCCUGUCAUAUAUGUUCUACCAGGCUGUCAGAGACCGCAAACCCGUGUGGAUGCUGGAGGAUAUGAGGACGAUGGAGUCGUUUUACUGGGAAGAGAACGCCAGCCUCCGUACGUACUCCCCGUCUGAAGCCCUGUUAUACGCCGUGGUCCACAAUCACCUCCCGUACGCCCGCUACUUGCUGUCUCACUACGCGGACGAUGCGUUGCAGGUUCCCGGCGAUCGCUUCUGCUGUUGCCCGUCCUCCGCUCCCCAUCUCGCCAUGGCCGUCAGGUACGACCGCAAGGACAUCCUUGGCUUGAUCUUGAAGAUUGCCAACCAACUGCCCGGCCUCAAGUCGUACAUUAACAGGAAGGGCUGCUUCCACGUCGAAGAUGGGAAGACACCGCUGCACUUGGCCUGCGAGCUGCUGAGAGCGGAGACCGUCCUCAUGUUACUGGGCAGCGGCGCCUCGCCCAAGAUAGUGGACAGCAAGGGACUAACCCCGCUGGACGUGAUCCUGGAGCAACUGCAGAUGUCCAAGAUCAACGCGGAAUCCAAAAAGUUGUGCAUGGAGCAUCUCCUUCUCUUCACCUCAAGUCUCCAGUUUAAGAUGAAGAGGGUCUUGAAAGACAACCCGGCCGAAUGGAAUAAGCUUCUGGGAGAAGAGAAGUAUAACUACCUCUGUGGGAAAGCACCCGCCACUUUAUUCCUCAUUUCUAUGCAGGGCAUCUUAAAAUGCCUCCCGCCGUCCGAUUUCCCAGCGAGCGUGAAGCAAUUGCCCAUCCCGCAGUCCUUAAAACCCUUGCCUCCGGAGAGGUUGAAACUGCGUUCAGUCGAUGUACAAUGACAUCUUCCAGACCCUGCCAAUUCACCCUGACAGGGACUUUCGUGGACCUGAAAUGAAAUGUUGUUGCGGGAAUGUGUUGUAUCAAAUACAAAAUUGUCCUCUAAUGAAACAAAGCAUGGCGUGUGUUUCCUCAUAUAUUUUUUAUCUAGCUUGUCUAUAUUUCAACGCGUUUUUAAAGAACCGAUAAACAGAUUUAAAAAAAAA
Amblyraja radiata (thorny skate) is the source of this 2150-nucleotide messenger RNA. Its product is annotated as ankyrin repeat domain-containing protein 9. The transcript has a single exon. The record is from RefSeq and is a predicted model, not a curated record. The coding region runs from base 1068 to 1946 and encodes 292 amino acids. Gene Ontology annotation, molecular function: protein binding. Lineage: Eukaryota; Metazoa; Chordata; Chondrichthyes; Rajiformes; Rajidae.